Molecule: messenger RNA, 801 nt
Organism: Penicillium subrubescens
Lineage: Eukaryota; Fungi; Ascomycota; Eurotiomycetes; Eurotiales; Aspergillaceae
Product: amino acid transporter
Exons: 5
Coding region: 1-801 (266 amino acids)
Biological process (GO): amino acid transmembrane transport
Cellular component (GO): vacuolar membrane
Molecular function (GO): amino acid transmembrane transporter activity
Source: RefSeq, a predicted model, not a curated record
AUGAGCGAAAACUGCACCACCACCGCGCGGAGAGACUUCUCUCUCCUUGAACUCAUCCUUACCUCGAUCUUCAUUGUGACUAUCGCCGUUGGCGUGCAGGAUCGUCCUUCUGCCGCACCCAAGACAGGGCCCGAGCUUUGCCAAGCUAUUUCCGCAGUGUCUUCAAUUGUUUUUGCCUAUGCAGGCACAUCUGCAUUCAUUUCUAUAGUGUCGGAGAUGCGCGAGCCUCGUCACUAUACCAGGUCGUUAAUUAUAUGCCAAACGGUGGUAACCUCAGUCUAUCUUGCCAUCGGAUGUGUCGUAUACUACUACUGUGGCUCCUACGUCGCAUCGCCCGCCCUUGGCUCGGCAGGCCCUACUACGAAAAAGAUCAGCUAUGGCUUUGCACUCCCAGGUUUGAUUGCUAGCACUAUGCUAGUUAUUCAUUUGCCCGCCAAGUACAUCUUUAUCCGAAUGUUGCAAGGCUCCCGAAAUCUGACUGCCAACACUGCCGUUCGCUGGGUGAGCUGGUUGAGUUGCACCCUCGGGAUCACUGUAGUGGCCUAUAUCAUUGCAAGUGCCAUUCCCGUUUUCAACAAUCUCGUAUCCUUGAUCGGGGCCUUGCUAGGAACUAUUAUGUCCUUUCAGCCCAUGGGUUUGGACUUUGAUGGUGUGCUGGAGCAUAUUCGUGGUAAUCUCGGGGACGUUCCUGAUGAUAGCGGGUGCGUAUGGGUCCGUGGUUGGUAUUAUCGACAGCUACAGAAAGUCUGGGGGCUCGGCAGCCUGGUCAUGCGCGGACAACUCCAACUCAACCUAGAUUAG